UUUAAAAGUAUAUAUAAGUAAGGUCUACUCAUCUUCCGGCUUCUUCCCUCCUCGAAUCGUACUGUACAUCAUUACCUUCCCCAAUUUGUGUUUUCUCACCUUAACACUAAACUAUUAACAUCGUGGAACAAUCUCUAGUAGCCAGCUAAUGAAUCUUCACUGCAUCAAUUUAUCUGGCAAUGCCGUUUCAACACUUUGAACCAAUCUUUGCCGAACCCAAACUGGAGUUGAAACCUCACACUUCUUCCCCUUUGCGUCCUUUUUUGUUCCAUGCUUAUGCUCCUGAUUCUUCCCACUUAGUAAUUCAUGUCACUGAUUUCCACUCUCAUACUUGGGAAGCUCAUCUUUCUGUUUCAUUGCUUGAGGACAUUAGGGAUAUUAUUGGAAUCGGGGGCUCUUGGUCAGAGUUUAUUGAUUAUUUUGUAACUUCUCUCAAGUCAGAAGAUCUCAAGCUGGUUCUUGAGGCAGAUUCAAAUUCUGAUGGCGUUAGUUCUGCUAAAUUAAUUGCUCAAAAAUCAAAAGGAAUGCCUCUUAUUACCAUUCCUCUCACCAAACUUGUGGACUCCAGUGCUAGUGAAGCUGUAUCAAAUUUAUCCUUGGGCCUCUUUAAGGCAUUCAAAAGUAUAAAAUGUUCUCUUGUAGAUGUACAAGAACGCUCUGUCCAGUUGACAAACAUGAUGGCGGCUGAGAAGGAAAGAAAUGAAACCACACAACUGGAUCGACGACAAAAGUUUCAAAAAAUUAGCGACUCAGAGAAAGCAGGUGUUUAUAAUAAUGGGGCGCAAAACUCUCCAGGUAAGCAAACAGCUCGGGAUACAGGUGCUGCAAAAGUUAAGAAUCGUGCAAUGCCAGCAUAUCGUAGGGCCAAAGUAAGAGGGGCUGUCUUGCGCGAUAGUGAUCCUGAGUCUUAGUCCUUAAUUUAAACCUGCUGUUCUAUAGGAAGUUGAAAGUUUGUCAAGACUCUAUGUUUAUUUCCUUUUCAAUCUAUUACCUUGUACUAUUUAUUGUAUAGAAUGGAAAUGACAUAUUACUAGUUAGUCCGGUCACAUAAAUUUCACUUUUUCAUUCUCUUGUCAAUUAUGCAAAUGAAAAUUGCUCAUUUGAUGUUUGUUCCCCUCUCUGCCUGUUUUGGUUUUGGGUAAUCCUAAAUUCUCCAACUACUGAAGACAAUUUUGUUUAUGGAGUCGUUGGACACUAAAUAUACACACCUCUUCAAACGAAGAUUCAAACGAAGAUUCAAAUCAUUGUUCGUUGCAUUUGGAAAGAUUGGUCCCGUCUGCCUGACUCAAACUCCUUUGGUAAAUCUAAACUAAUCUUACAUUAUGAUGAUGAGCUCGUUUUAGUUGAAGCUAUUGACACAAAUAUUUUUCAAUUAAAAAUUAAUGCUUUGUUUGUUCAGUUUGAGUAUAUGAUAAAUCUUGUUUCUUAAAAUAUGGGAGAAGGUAGAAAUUUGUAAUAAGCAGUACUCCACCCUAACUUUUAAAAAAAAUCAGAAUUAAAAAAAUAUUUCUGGUUAUCUUGAGAAGUUAUCACUUAAAAUAAAAUACUUAUUCUAACUAUAAACCACUACAAAAACUAAUUCCUAUUUUAAAUAAAACCCCUAAAAAAUAAAUUACUUUUCUAUACCAUGUUACAUGUAGUCACAUUUUCAGUAUAAUGGCAAAAUCACAUUU
Messenger RNA from Vicia villosa (hairy vetch), 1673 nucleotides. RefSeq lists its product as uncharacterized. Lineage: Eukaryota; Viridiplantae; Streptophyta; Magnoliopsida; Fabales; Fabaceae. The transcript is spliced from 8 exons. Bases 180 to 911 code for a protein of 243 amino acids. The record is from RefSeq and is a predicted model, not a curated record.